Molecule: messenger RNA, 364 nt
Organism: [Candida] anglica
Lineage: Eukaryota; Fungi; Ascomycota; Pichiomycetes; Serinales; Debaryomycetaceae
Source: the annotation of a GenBank genome assembly
AAUAGAAUACAUUUACCAAACAUAAAACAAAAUGGCUAGAUCAGGUAUUGCAGUUGGUGUCAACAAGGGUCACAAGACCUCCGCUAAGGAAGUCGCCCCAAAGAUUUCUUACAGAAAGGGUGCUCUUUCCCAAAGAACCUCCUUCGUCAGAAACAUUGUCAAGGAAGUUGCUGGUCUUGCCCCAUACGAAAGAAGAUUGAUUGAAUUGAUCAGAAACGCUGGUGAAAAGAGAGCCAAGAAGUUGGCCAAGAAGAGAUUGGGUACUCACAAGAGAGCCUUGAGAAAGGUUGAAGAAAUGAACAAGGUCAUUGCUGAAUCCAGAAAGCACUAAGUGUUUGUAUAAUUUAAUAAAUUCUACGUUUUC